UGUUGGUGUGGCCUUCUCGGUGCGGGCGAUGCGGUGCGCUUCUCACUGCCGUGCGUAAGAUGAGCAGCGGGCAACGGCACAGAAGUGUAUUGGCAGUCCGUACGUACAGAUCUAGUCUAGAUCUAGAUGUAGCAGUUCCUUAGCACACACGCAAGCUCGGUUGUUAUGUCAAUAGUACGCCAAUGGUUCACUGAUUUUCACAUUCAGGGCAUGAGUAUUCUGCAAGGAUUACCCGCGCCAGCUCACCUUUUCUUGUGUUGUUGUUUUGAUGCACUUAUAGUGUGAACUGUUCUUGUAUUAAAUGCCAGCUGUGCCGAAAUCAAUUUUGACCACUUCCAAAUUCUGAGAGCUAUUGGGAAAGGCAGCUUCGGUAAGGUAUGUAUAGUGCAGAAGAAGGACUCCAAGAUGAUGUUCGCCAUGAAGUACAUGAACAAAGCGUCCUGUCUUCAGCAGGAGGCUGUCUCCAACGUUAUACGGGAGGUAGAUAUCCUCAAGAAAGUAGAGCACGCCUUCUUGGUCAAUGUCUGGUACUGCUUCCAGGACGAGGAGGACAUGUUUAUGGUAAAUGAUUGUAUUCUUUUUCCUGAAAUCACAACAUCUUUACUGUAUAGGCUUUUACAAUUGUGGCGUUUUCUGUCCUUUUGUAUUCAGGCAAACGUCUCUGAGAUUGACGUUACAUUGGAGACCCUGCGUCUAAAAUACUUGAUUCACAGAGACAUCAAACCAGACAACAUUUUAUUGGAUGAAGAAGGCCACGUUCACAUCACAGACUUCAACAUAGCCACAGAGCUGGCAGAGGGUGAGGUAGCAACAUCCUUGUCGGGCACCAAGCCUUACAUGGUUGUUGCACGUUGAUCCUAAACAACGUAUGCAGAGCGCUCAUACAGUGCAGAACCACUCUGCCAUGGCCGCUGUCGACUUUGAGAAAGUCAAGGUCAAAGCCAUCAAGCCAUUGUUCGUGCCUUCCAGUCUGAACAGAUCAUUAGACACAGCACCUGAUCUGUUCAAGGGAUUUCACUACUACAACAGAGAACUGAUUAUAAAUGGCAAGUCUCCAUCAGGUGAGGACGAUGAGGACGAAAACGCUGAGCAUAACAAAGACCAGGUGAAUGUUACGGCAGCUUUGAAUAGCUCAGCUCAACCCACCGGCUCUCCUGGUACCACAACUGACUCCAGAGACAACCCUUCUCGGAACCACCAAGCCACGAGCGACGGGACUGUAUCCUGACAAAGCAUACCUAUGUGUUCCAGUAGAUGCAAAUGAUUUAUGUGAUAUGUAUAAUAUCAAUUUCUCUUUCCUUGCCUUGCUUUACUUCUAUAAGAUUUUUGUCUUGUCCAUCAAAGUCCAUUUUUCUGUGUGGUAAACUUACUUGACACUUUUUUUUGCACACCUCAUAUAUAGCAAUAUUGCAGUUUGCAGUUGACUUUAUUGAGUUUCUAUUUUCUUCGCAUACUGUCCUUGUGAAUUAUUUUCCUUGUAAAGUUUUACUUUCCUUUGUUUAUAUAUGUCGAGGGAUAAUAUUUUAGAGAGAAAGUAAGGAAAGAAUGAAAUUUUUUUUGCACUUUGAUCCAUCUGUAGUAUUAAAAAACUCAGAUACAUUUUAUUAAAUUUUUCCACAGCUGAUUAAAAAAAUGUAAGCGUAUGGGAAAACUGCUACUAUAACUAUCCUUGUAGCCCUUGCCAUUGUCAGUCAUACCUUACAAAUAUCUACUAGUAGGCUGUUUGUAUAGCAGUUUAACAAAACAAAGUGCGUCGUUUAUUGCAUUUUGACAACUACAUGUAGCACUAUGGGUGUCAAAUGAUUACAGAUCUGUUCAAGCCCUACAAGUACCGGUAGGUGAAAACAGUAUCGGUCUAGCUGCUUGAGAUCCACAGUUGUUAUAAUGACUUGAAGCUGGGGAAUCGGGAAAUGCAGUUUUGAGAAAAUCAAAAUUUUUCCAAAAUCUCAAAAUGUGUCAUGACGCGGUGGAAUCAGGUGCUCAUCAAUUUUUGGGCACAUGGUGUUAUUGAUAUUAUCUUAAUAGCUUCUUCAUUUCUCUCGCUUUUGAUGAGAAAAACACUCAUCUAUCUUGAAAAGAAGUCGAGAUAUUCGUUAUUGAAGCCGAUGAAGAUCGCUCGGUUAAAAAGGUAAAAUUAUCGAGAAAAUGGCCACUACAGUUUACAUAUUGUGUGCCUUUAAUCAAGAUUUUUCAUUAUAUCCACAUGGUAAUGUUUUUAAAUGGACGUAGAAGGUGUAGACCAAAAACACAAAAAAUCGAUAAAAAUUGCCAAACUGGCAACCAAAUGGCGAUUUCUUCAAUUUCAUUAUUUUGACGUGCACCUGAUUUCACCACACUGUCUCACAAAAAGCUGACUUGCACAAGCAACUCAAUUUGUCAUGCUGUUGCACAUAAUUUGUUGAUGAGGCCUGGAUGUUAUUGUUACAUUAUUUUCAAAUAAGUUUGCAUAUUAUUAUUUUUUAUUAUCCUUGAGCCUUUAUGUAUAUAUGUGCACUUAGCUACAUUUACUUACAGAGCUGAAGGGAACAAGGUCUCCUCGAUCUCUUCCAUUCUCGUUAAAAAUCAUUUACAGAAGUUACUUACACUUGAAGUUGCUGAAACACCAGUUGUUCUUAUAUUUCACGUAUAAUAUAACAUAACAAACUUCUUUUAGGCUUCUCUGAGAAUCGUUGAACAUUUUGUUUUCUUUGUCAGUUUCACAACAUAGGCCUACAUGUAUUGUCAUGAAUCAUAUUAACAAAGAUGUAUGUACUUAUAAGUGAAUGUUUGCCAUUUGAAGCCUUUCUCCAUGGCUCUUUGAACUCUGAAGCGAGACAUAAAGUUGAAUUUUUUUCUUUUAAGAUGGUUCUGUUGGGCCGAAUAAUAACAUUGCCUGCAAAAAUAAUUGUUCUUCAAAAGGUACCAGCAACUUUUAAAAAGUUUAAACUUCUGUCUUACAUUUAAGUUUAAGAGUAUCUUGUGAAGGCCAUGGCUUUGACUUUGGGGUGCCUAUUGUUAAGAUUUGUUUUAAGUAAAGAAGUGCAUUAACAAUAUAAAGAUCAUUAAACUGUAGAAAAGAAGUAAAACAGACAGACAGAUAGAAACAAUAAAGAGAUUUUUAAAAAGUUGAAUCAAGCAGUAACACCCUUCAAGAACCCACAAGUAAGGUUAAGAUAGGACAAAAAAAUGAAUUUUUAAAAAAAAACUGAAGGUAAAAUGGUAGGCCUACUUCGUUUUUGCAGCUGCAUCAUUUACAGUGUAAAGAAAAAUGAGUGACUCCUAUUUUUGUAACUCAACAUGUAAAUGGAGUGACCGGGGUAGGCUAUUAAUUUUUCUUGCAUAAAUGACAAUAAGAAAUCUUCUUUUCAUUAUGUACUGUACUAAAACUAUCACACUUGUAUUGGCUGAAUCUCUCUUUCUCUCACACAUGGGUAUCAGUAUCAGGUUAUAAUUCAUUCAUGUUCUGUACGCACAAAUUCAUAAAACCUUGAGGAAUCUGCUUUACAUUGGCACAAAAGCAUCUGAGGAAAAAAAAGGUCUGUUUCCUGUUCUGUCAUGCAGCAGAGUGAUAGCAUGAAAGUUUUAUUACUAUUAGUAUUAGUGUAAGUGUAACAGUCUUUUGCACUGGUGUAAUGUACAUGUAUUGUGGGAGAGACAGCAUUUACUCAUUUACAUCUUCUUCUUUCAUCUCGAACGCAUGAACUUCUAAGAUGUAAAUGUUUAGUCUGUAAACAACCUCUUUGUUCAUGUGUUUAAUUAAAUGAGAUGUACAGUAUCAUAUGAACAUGAUGUACCGUAUUCAUAGAAGAAUUAUAAAAGCGUUUUACUCAGUCAGAUAAUUUGGAUAAAUCUUAUAUUAUAUUCAAUUUUUAACUUGUGGACCAAAAGUACUACAAGUCAUCAUCAUAAAGUGCCAGAUAGAAACAGACAUCGGCAAAUAUGUUUUUCCUAUUCAUUUCUUCCUUCCUUCCUUCCUUCCUCUGGCUGGCCUCCGUUAGGAGGGCGGCAGUGUGCCGCAGGCAGACAGGUAAGAGGCAACCUCGUGUGGCCUCGUCCAUAGUACAUCCAGGCCGUCUCGCACAUUGUUCUCCAUAAGCGGGCCUCGAUGUGCUUCCCCCCGUGGGCACUCAUACAGUGCGUGCUGCAGGUCGUCAUAACUUGUGACACACGACAGCUAGGAAUCAUUGGGAGCGGAGCCUAUAGCAUGAAGGUUUGCCUGCAGGAUGGGGCUCUUUGCGUUGCAUCUUAGCUGCGAUAACACUCUUCUCUGUAUGACGUUUAGGUCUCUCUCUUUGUCCCUCUGUGGUGGUGGCUUCACUCGUGCACUCGCGCUUUCUCCCACAUGUGAACAAUGAUGUAAUGCAAGAUGCCCGAGCUUGCUGACGUGAGAUCGACUGGCUGGAGUGUUGGACUGGUCGAGAUGGCCUCCCUUGUUGGCCAGGGCAUCAGCUCGGUGGAUCCCGUGGGUGUCGCUGUGUCCUCGGUAUCCAUUGUAGGUGUAGGUGCAGUCCUUAUUGGGAUCUCUACGUGGUGCUGCAGACCCCGGAACAAGUAGGCCUACAGCUCCGGGCCGAACACCAAUCAACCCCUGGAUUCAGACAGGAAUGGAGGCGACCAGGUUUUUUUUCUGGAGGCUCAGCCGAACCGGCUGAUCUGAGUCUCCUGCUAAUAAUGGCCGGUGACAUCGAAAUCAUCCCUGGACUUGAUGAGAUGUACCCAUGCACAACAUGCAACAGGAACGUGACCAACCAGGGUUACUCAAUCUGAUGCACCACCUGUGCCAAAUGGAUACACAGCAAAUGCAGUGGCCUAUCCAUUCAUUUCUCCUCACAGGUGCUCUAAAAAAUCACAAAUUAUCCUGGUGCUUCCCCCGUCACCCAUCUGUUGAUGUAUUCCAAAUAAGUGUCUCUGGGUUUGCGCCUGCCUUAUUUGUAUUUUAUUUUGCCAGUGAGAACAAGAUAUUCAAAGCCUUUAUGUCGAGUCAAGUGUCCCCAAAACUGCCUUUGUUGCUAAGCAGUCCACCUGGGCUUCUUUCAGCAUUUCGUUUGAAUUUUUUUCUGUCCCUUAAAUUAUCAAGUCUCCAAAGAAAACACUUUUCUGUUGCUUCUAUUUUAUUUUCAUUACCUUUGGUAAUUGUCCAGCAUUCACCUCAGUAGGGAAUGGUUCAACACAAACAGCCUUUUAGAAGUCUUAUUUUAGUAGUCAUUGAGAUGUUUCUAUUUUUCAGGAUUGGACGCAUUAUAUUGAAGCUGUCUAGUUUACUUUAAUCUGUCCCCGUGGUUUUAUGCACCCUGAAGAAUGUCUUUUCAGGUAGGGCCAACAUUAAUAUAUAUACGUUCGUAUAAUUAAUUCAAUUGAUGAUUUGUUUAAAGAAAGACGGUAGGCCUACCUUGGUACAUGUAGUGGUAUAAGAAACUGUGAGAACAAUUCUUUCAGAUAGCAGUUUUUGGGUUCUUGUAAUUGCUGUUGUUACAAAUUGUCAUUCACAAUGGCUCAAGAAUUAUGGGCAAUUUGUAUGUCUUUAGUAAUGUGGUCCUGACAGAUUAAAAUUUGUUCAUGCUUUUGACAGUAGAAAUAACAGAAUGUUGACCUUGUUGACUAGUUCUUGACAUAAAUUAGGCUUUCCCUUUAAUCCCAAGUUCUACAUUAUUAUCAUUCUUAUUAUUAUUUUUGUUUUUAUGUACAAAAAUUACAAAAUCAAGUAGUAAUGCUUGAUGGGGUCUCCCACCACAUUGUGACUUGUCUCAAAUGAAAAUUGUGCUUUCCCUUAUAAUUUACUUCCCAUGCAAUGAUGCAACAAUGAAGAACUUUACUUUUCUAACUGCUAUAUAUUAUGUAAGUUUUAAGUAAGUAAGCUAUAAAACUAUUAUUAGAUUCAGUAGAACUGAUAAAAUGAAUUGGGACCAAUUCAAUUUUUUUUUUUAAACAGUUUAAAUUUAAAUGUAGGGCCUACAACUAAGUACCUAAAAUUUGCUGAUUUAUUGUGAGGAAACCCUACUCUACAUCAACAAGCAGUGUGAAUUUUUCUCAUGAGAAAUUGUGAUAAACUAGCAAUAGAUACCCAGAACCGAGCUCGUUUGUGAGACAAUUCAGCAUAAAAGUGUGUUGUAAACCAGAAGGAACAGUCUACCAUACUUGCUGCUAUUGAGUGGGAAUAUUCUACAACAUGUGCACUGUAUCAUGCAUACUGCAGGAUAAUGGUAUACAGUCAAGCAUGCACACAGUGAAAUCAGCUGGAUGCAGAAGUCUUUUCAUCAUUUUGUAUGAAUUUCUCGCCAUGCCCAUGUUUCAAAUACGAAAAAUGUUCAUGAUAAAAGAACAAAAUUUAGGACUUGAAAAUGUUCGCUAUACGUGAAUGUUCUCCAUAUCUACAUUAAACUUAAAGCAUGCCAGACUGUACAUCUUGUUCUUGUUCUUGUUUCAGGAAGCAACAUCCCUGCACUCCGGACAUGUCCAUUGAUGCUCCGUUGCUCUCUCCAAAAUGUUGCCGAGGGUCCCUCUACUGAUUGUGCCAGUGCACAUCUGGUUGAACGGACUGUACAUAAUAAUACUUUACGUUUUACAGUGGAGGCCGCUUACUUAAAAGGAAUACAGUUAAUUUAAAAACAGCUGCAAACUAAAAGAAAAUUAAAAAAUCCCCAAUUUUAAAUUCAUUGUCUUUGUAAGAAAACCGUUGAUUAGUUGAAAUCAUCUCAUUUUAUAAUCCAAAAGUAAUUUGAUGGUUAUGUCAUCCAAAUCUUUACUAGUAACCCUCAAGUAAUGCAAAUCAUGAAGUCUUUCUCUCUUUUCGGCUUACUAGCGAAACAGAAGAAAGAGACAAGCAAUGAGAAUGCAUGUGACGAUUUCGGGCCCAGAGUGAGAGAGAGGUAAUGUCACUGUACUGCUAACUAAAUCUAUUUUUGCCUUCAUUUAGCUCACAUUCAUCAAUAGGCAUACACAAUGUGUAGGCUCUGUGACUCAAAGAUAUAUCCUGUCAUGCGACCUUCAUUUGAUCAUGACCUUUUGACUAUUGUCUCUGCAAAGCUAGUUCAAAUAGGCCCCACACAAGAGCACAUUUUGUUUUUCAGGCUUUUAUUUCUUAUUCUCAUCUCUUCUCUAUUUACUAGCAAUACAUGUACUACAUGUAGUAUCACAAGCAAGCUGACAAUCAUGUCAAAGAGAAAGCACAAUGUGUACAGUACAGCUUGUAAGCUUGUAAUUCAAAUUAGUUACUGAAAGAAAGAGGUUGAUGGGAAAAGAAGUUUUAAAAACUUAAAUUUGUCACAAGCAGGGUAUUCUCAAGUCUAUCAUCUAUGCUGCUGAAAUUAUGAAUUAUAGCUAUUUCAGUUGGAAAACAUGGCUAAACCAAAGUUUGGUUCAAGUUAAGCAGACUCCACUGUCGCUAUCCAAAAUGAGUAAUGUGAUGCUACAAACUAACAUUUUUAUGAGAUCAGAGAAGACAUAAAAAUAUAUUAUAUUGAUUUGGGUGUGAGCUGAAUCCCAUUCCGAGGGAUAUUGUGGGAAAACUGAUGUUUUUAAUACAGUUGACUCCACUGGUACAUGUAUUGACCUUUGGCCAAGUCAGUCUUUUUCUCGGAUCCCAGCACUUCUUCUUUACCUUUUCCAAUGGUGAAUUAAUUAAGUUGAACUUUGGACGAGUCGAUAUAUUUUUCACUCCCUCUACGACAUCAUCUCAUCCGUAGUCGACUGUAAUUGGGCUAAACUGUACAUGAUGCUCAAACUAAUUAAUUAUUCAGCUGUUCUGUAGAAAUGUAACUCCACAGGAUUAUCAUCACAGACCAGCGACAAGCUAGUCACAUUUUCUGUCUGUCAGUCCCAUACGUACAGUGUAAUUGUUACUUGUUUGAUGACGAUUGAAAUAAAAGAAUUUAUAAUAAAA
This is a messenger RNA of Aplysia californica (California sea hare), 7858 nucleotides long. RefSeq names its product serine/threonine-protein kinase 32B. The record is from RefSeq and is a predicted model, not a curated record. Lineage: Eukaryota; Metazoa; Mollusca; Gastropoda; Aplysiida; Aplysiidae. Gene Ontology annotation, molecular function: ATP binding; G protein-coupled receptor binding; G protein-coupled receptor kinase activity. Gene Ontology annotation, biological process: G protein-coupled receptor signaling pathway; protein phosphorylation; regulation of signal transduction.